AUGGCGUUCACUGGCGGAGAUGAGCAUGAUGAUGACGGCGUGGACAUGGUGGCAUGGCAGGAGCAGAUGGCCGAGGACGAGGACCAGGCCGUAGCCUUGUUGGGAGGCCAAGAGCCUGGCCUGUGCACCUUCGGCAAUCCAAAACCUGGGGACAAUGCCAGCAAUACUUAUAACCACAACUUUGAAGGCCAGUUUUGCCACUGCAACAGGCCGUAUCCCGACGACACGCUGCCGGAGGAUGUGAACGAGGACAUGGUGCAGUGUGUUCUUUGCGAAGACUGGUUCCACACGGUGGGGUUUGACGCUGCACAUGCGGAUGUUCCCCACCCGGACAGCGACUCCAUCACACACCCUGUAUCCUUCAUCUGUGGCAGCGGUGAGGAUCAUGACGUGGCACACCGAUGCAAGCAUGGCGCAUUCUAUCACGGCAUUCGUCAAUGCAUAUGCGCAUGUCAAUCCUGUCAACAACUGUUUCGAGAGCGUGGUGUUGACUUCCUGCACGAUGAGGAGGACAGUCAGGAGCAUUUUGAUGCCAUUCGGCGACAGAGACAGCAAGAGGAACAGGCCAGGUCGUGGGUACCUCUGAACAUGUGUCAGGUUGCAGCGCGCCUGAUGCAGCAGCUGCCGCACCGUGCACAGAUGGAGCUCGCGCUCGCACAGCAGCACUUUGUCCAGCCCGUCCUUCAGGCACUGCGACAACUCACCCGGGAAAGACAGGUAGAUGUCAUUACCGAGGACCACGUGCGUGAAAUCACACACGCCGUCCUGCAACGCGCGCAAGAACAGCAACAACAGCAACAACAGCAGCAGCCGCAAUGA
This is a messenger RNA of Salpingoeca rosetta, 819 nucleotides long. RefSeq lists its product as uncharacterized. The record is from RefSeq and is a predicted model, not a curated record. Bases 1 to 819 code for a protein of 272 amino acids. The transcript is spliced from 8 exons. Gene Ontology annotation, cellular component: cytoplasm. Lineage: Eukaryota; Choanoflagellata; Craspedida; Salpingoecidae. Gene Ontology annotation, molecular function: zinc ion binding; ubiquitin protein ligase activity.